CACAUGAAACCAAAGCAGAGAAGAAGAAGAAGAUUUUCAUGUUUCCUGACCGGUGACAGGCUAAACCAAUCGAAGUAAAAACUAUGACAUUUGCUUCUGAAAUACUGGAAUAUUUAUGACCUUUUAUUUAGAAAUUAAUUUAACGUCUAAUACUGGAAAAAUGGAGCAGUAAAUGUAAGCGAGUAGCUGUGUUAGCUAACCAACGUGGGGCUACUAGCUAGGUCGCUGUAGCGUCGUUUGUUUGUUUGCCGCUAUCAUGAGCGAAGAAGACGCUUCUGUAUCGUCAAGUAAGGACAAAGACUCCACUCUUCUGCUUACUAAAGACGGACAUAGGUACUAUGUAAAUAAAAGCGGAGUUGUGGACAGUAGAAAUGUGAUAACGCCGCACGAACCGGAGAACAACGCCUCCUACGACAUGGACGAUCCGGACGAAGAGAGCGACGUUCUGGACGCCUCAGAUCCCAGAGACGGCGCAGCUAGCCCGGAGGAGCUCAACGACGAAGAGACCUCCGAGGGCGACAACGCCCCCAAACAGUGUACCUACGAGGGGUGCACGGAGACAACAACGCAGGUGGCCAAGCAGAGAAAGCCAUGGAUGUGCAAAAAACACCGCAACAAAAUGUACAAAGACAAGUACAAGAAGAAGAAGAAUGAUAAGGCCAUGUCCAGUGGGAAACUUGAUGAAAACUCUGAAGAACGUCCUGUGUCUGUGAACAAACAGCGUCUAGGUGCCAUGGGGGACCGUCCAGCCAGACCUUCUCUGAUAGAGCAGGUCCUCAACCAGAAAAGACUGUCACUUCUCAGGAGUCCAGAGGUGAUCAGCUUCCUGCAGCAACAGCAGCAGCUUCUAGCUACACAGAGCCGUAGCCAGUCACAGCAGCAGUUCCAGAGCUGCUGACGGUGGGUGGCGGGCGUUAGUUUUUGUGAUGCAUAAAGCGCACUAAAGAAAUACACUGGCAUCUGAUGUGUAAAUGAAUCGUAAGCGUACACUGAAAGCAUGGAUUUCUUCCGUCAUGCAGAGAGAGAAUAAAAGGACAUUUUGAAGUUGUGCUGAGAAUGGAAGACUAAACUGAUUCAACUCCCAGAGAGUGAAGAUUUCUUCAAAUCACAUACUGACCCUGUAGUUAAACCACGACUGGUGCUGUUUUUGGUACAUUUUGUCCUAAAUUUAAGCCAAUAUUUGUUUUCACUUUUUGCUCAUUUUAAAAACAUUGUGUUCUGUUUUGUUUAGUUUAGUUGUUGAAACUCCAGUUCAGACUGUUUUCCCUGGAAGAAUUGCACCUUAUAGGAAAUUUGGUGCAGUAUUAAUAAAAUAAAAUUGAGUUAUAAAUCCUUAGUGUGUGUGUGUGAGAUUUAACUUGAAAUGCUAUUGUUGUGACAAUCAUUUGUGUGGUGCAUGUGGUUUCCUGCAGGUUGACGACUUGGUUUUGACAAGACUUUGUCUAUUCUCCCUGAACUGUUGCACAAACCUUCAGUGAUAACUGAAUACAGAAGAGAAGGAGGAGGGAUAUACUUUACAAAUGAAACUCUGUUACUGCAUGACCCCUCUGUGUUUAAGUUGUAGUGUUUGUCCCUGAUGAGUAUAUAACAAUUAAAAAAGAUGCAAUAUGAGUUUUGUUUUGUUUUUAAUGAGAAAAAAAAAAAAAAAAA
This is a messenger RNA of Neolamprologus brichardi, 1650 nucleotides long. RefSeq names its product regulatory factor X-associated protein (gene rfxap). NCBI's taxonomy places the organism in Eukaryota, Metazoa, Chordata, Actinopteri, Cichliformes, Cichlidae. Gene Ontology annotation, biological process: regulation of transcription by RNA polymerase II. The record is from RefSeq and is a predicted model, not a curated record. Gene Ontology annotation, cellular component: nucleus.